AUGGCGAAACAACGUCUCUCUCUCUUUCUCUCUUUCUCUUUCUCUCUCUCUCCCCCAGCACACACACAUGCACUUAUACUUAAAUGCCAUUUAGUUUCUUUAACUAUAUGUACUUUAAUUCUAUCUAUCUAUCUAUCUAUCUAUCUAUCUAUCUAUCUAUCUUAUUCGCUUCUGCGGACCAACUGCUUGUUUCUUUACUUGCAACUCUGUCCAUCUUUGCAUACAUACGCAGUUUUCGUGUCGUCAUUUCCACUUUCUUCCUUUCUUUCUUCCUUUCUUUCUUUCUUUCUUUCUUUCUUUAAUGAGUUUCCAUUUUUCUUUUCUUUCUUUUUUUUUUGCUUUCUUUAUUUCAUUCUAGCUUUCUUCAUUUUAAUUGCAUAUCUUUUUCUUCAUAUUUUUCUUUUUCUUCUUUCUUUUUCUUUCAUUCUUUAUUUCAUUCUUGCUUUCAUUCUUUUAAUGCCUUUUCCGUGUAUAUAUUUUCUUCACACUUUUUCUUUCUUUUUUUCUUUCGUUGUUUCUUUCUUUCAUUCAUUCAUUCAUUCUUGCUUUCUUUCUUUUAAUGUCUUUUCAGUGUAUAUCGUUUUCUUCACAUUUUUCUUUUUCUUUCUUUCUUUCUUACUUUCUUUCUUUCUUGCUUUCUUUCUUUCUUUUAAUGACUUUUUAUACAUAACAUAUUUCUUUCACAUUUUUCUUUUUCUUUUUUAUUUUCUUUCUUUUAAUGUUUUCGUGCAUAUCAUUUUCUUCCCAUUUUCCCUUUUCUUCCUUUUGCAUUUUCUUUCUUUCUUUCUUGGUCUUUUCUUCUUUAUCAUUUUCCUCUUUCAUUUUUCUUUCAAAACCAAAACGCCUGGAAGCAGUGACAGGAUAUAG
Acanthosepion pharaonis is the source of this 867-nucleotide messenger RNA. The record is from the annotation of a GenBank genome assembly. Lineage: Eukaryota; Metazoa; Mollusca; Cephalopoda; Sepiida; Sepiidae.